CCUGCUUUAAGUCUGAUCAGUUCUGCGAGAAAGAAAAAAGGCAUCGAAAAGACUGUCUCAAGAUCUCUGGAGACCUGCUUUAAGUCUGGUCAGCUCUGCAAGAAAGAAAACAGUCAUCGAGGAGACUGUCUCGGAUCUCUGGAGGACUCCCUGCCAUCAGCUGUUGAUCUGAACACCACCUGGACAUAGAACAGAGGAGGGAAUUGCACCACAUCGGUGAAGAUCACCUACAGUGGCUGCUUGGUGAUUCUGCGGUUGCUGCUGACCAGUGCAGUCAACAGGUCUGCACCCACCUAGGACCUGUCCAUCUUCCUCCGGCUUGGUUUCGCCUCUUCUGCCCUGUAUCUGUGUUAUUGACUGAGACUGCUUGGGUAGGAGCCUCCUUGAGUGCUGGAUUGUCUUUCCAGUCUGGUUCUUUUCAAUCUCGUAGCCUAACUUACCAAAGAGUGUUGUGAAGAUCAAUCCAGUACGAGAUCUCUAGUGAAGGUUUACUGUUGUUGAUCGGUAUACAUCAGGGUUUUAUCGAACAUAUAUCAUGACUAGGGCAGAGAUCGAGCCUGGUGCCCAGGCAAAGGCUGAAAGUAAGCCUGGGGAUGAGAAUGCCAAUACCAACAAUGGCAGUGUUGCAGAGGGAGAGAAUGAAGUCCCGUUGGUGGUCAGACCCAAGGUUAGGACACAGGUAAUGCCUGGAGCACGGCCCAAAGUGAAGCCUAAGAGUACUCCUGGAGCAAGACCUAGGAGUGAAGUCAGUUCACCAGGCGGGGGAUACGCUAAAUGCAAACCCAAGGCAAUCCCUAUUUCACGGUCGAAGAAUGAUGCCCAAGUAUGGGCCCCAAGUAAGUUUCGGGCAGAGCCCAUGUCAAGGAUGGGCAAGCAAUGUCAGAUCAGUAGUGCAGACUCUCCACUGGUCAGUACUGAUUCUGGGGCUGUUGCUCAAGCUAAGUGCCUGUCUGUAGAUAGAGAACUUGGUAACAUGGACACUGAGAGUUUUCCCAAAAAGGCUAAUCCUCAAGCAGGAUUCCAGCCUUCCUAUGGCUCAGAAGAGGGAACCAGUAUGGGAUCCUGGUACCGUCCCAGGCCUAUCCCCAAAGGAGAGGCUUAUGAGAAUUCUGAAUUCAGAUGGGCAGAUAAACCUUCAGGAAGUUCCUCCUUCUGGAACAGAGAUGAAACUAGUGCAAGAUUUCGUCCUAGGAAAAACAUGAAGGCCAAUAAUAACAGGUUCAGGCACAUGGCCAAACAAGAGGCAAAUGCCAUGCCUAGACACAAAAACAAACAAGAGUUCUAUAAUAUUUCUAGCUCUGAUUCUGAGGAUGAGUCUGCUAAGACUCCCUGGUUCUGGGCCAAAGAAAAGCCCAAAGUCUGGUCUAGGCCCAAAGAAGAGCCCAACAAUAGGUCUUGGUUUAGGCCUAAGAAGGAGAUCCGUGUUGAUUCCACCUCUGGAUCUGAAUGUGAAAAUCAUGCAAAAUCUUUGUUCUGGUCUGGAGAAGAGGCCAAAUCUCGAUCCAAACCCAGAGCCAGGAAGGGGGUCAAUAUGAGGGCCAGGCACCAGGCCAAGCGAGAAGCUUGCAGCGAUGUCCUCUCUGGAUCUCUAGAUACAAAUAAAAAAGAGUCCUGGUUCAUGCCUGAAGAGAAGGCUAGUGCCUUUUCAAAGUCUAAGACAAAGAAAGAGCCCAGAACCAGAGCAGUGCCAAAGGAAGAAGUGAAAACCAGGGCCAAAGCAAAUCCCAAACAAGAAGCCAGACCGGAGGAGGAAGUCCUCAUUGGGGCUUGGUUCUGGGAUACCCAGGAGUCCAGGAUGGUAGAGAGGGUGAGCACUAAGGCCAGCCUAUAUGUAGAGGAGGAGCCCUUUGUUGGAGAUUGGUUCUGGAGUGAAGAAGAAGCCAGUGUGGACUCUGAGACCUGUCGUAAAUCCAGACCAAGGGAUAAGGAGGAACAAGUUAAUAGUUUCUCUCUAGGUUCUGGGAAGAAGAGCAGUAUGGAAAACGGACUUAAGGGUACCUCUAAGCCUAUGCCAGUAGCUAAUGAGGAGGAUAACAUUGUUGGGUCCUGGUUCUGGGCUGAUGAUGAAGAUGUCAACUUACAGGCUGACGAUGAGUCCAUUUUUGGAUCUUGGUUCUGGGGCGUUGGUGAGAACAGCUUGAGAUCUGUUGGAGUCAGUUGUGAGAAGAUGCCAAAGCCUGAGGAAAAAGAAGGUACCGAUUCCUGGUUCUGGGCUGGAGAAGUCAAUACAGAGGCUGAGGUUGAAGAACAGGCCAGGCCAGCAUCUACAAAAGGGACAAUCUUUGUGCCUUGGUUUUGGUCUGAAAAGCAGGCACAUGUGGAUUUAGGGACUGAACCUUGCUCUGACAUCAUGGCAGGAGCUGAGGAGGAACCCAUCAUUGGGCCCUGGUUCUGGGCUAAAGUAGACAAUAGUGUGGAGGCUGAAGUUAAUAGUAAGUCUAGCCUGGAGGAUGAGGAAGAGCCCAUUAUAUCCCCGUGGUUUGGGGCCAGAGAACAAGCCAGUAUGAAGUACGCAGCUGAUAGCAGAUACAAGCCUGUGGCAGAAGCUGAGGACAGUAAUAAAAGAUCUUGCUUCUGGGCAAAAGAGCCCAGUUUGUGCCCUACCAAUAGAGAAAGCUUGAAGUCUACUCUGAGAGAGCAAGAGGACACUGUUGAUUCAUGGCUCUGGUCCAAUAAUUAUCCAAGGACGGAGGCCAUUGCAGGGUCCUGGUUAUGGGCUGCAGAAGAGGGAAAUAUAGAUGAUGAGACUGGAGAAGAAAUCAAGCUACCAACUUUAGAGGACAACACAUUCAAUUCUUGGUUCUGGAAGGAAAAUGAAGAAACUAUUGUAGAGGCUCCUACCAGAGAGGAAGCCAGACCAGAAGCUGAAGAGGAAGACAUCAUUGGCUCUUGGUUUUGGGCUGGGGAUGAGGACAAAUUUCAGCCAGCUCCUGAGAUUAAGGAAGAGAGCAAGGUAGCAUCCGAAGAGGAAGAUACAGUUGGAUCCUGGUUCUGGGGCAAGGAAGAGGCCAGUCUAGAUGCAAGGAGGAGGGGUGCUUUUGAGUCCACUCCUGGAAUUAAGGAGGAGGAAAUUAUUGGGUCAUGGUUCUGGACCGAAGAAGCCAAAAUAGGGGCUGGGUCGCAGACAAUCGAAACUGGAUCAGAAACUGAAGAAGAGGCAAUUUUUGAGUCUUUGAUCUGGGCUGCAAAACAUGACAGUGCAAGAGCAGGUGUAAACCGUGUGUCCAAGCCAGAGGGUGAGGGCAAAAUGAUUGUUGGGUCCCGUUUCUGGUCUAGUGACAAGGGCACUGGAGAAUCUGAAACUGUGAUCGGUGGGUCCAAUCCAGAAAAUGAGCAAGGGCCAAAAGAUGAGGUGAUUAACAAGGUUGACAGUGGAGAUAAUUAUGGAUUUAAUACCGAAGCUGAAACCAUAGUGGGAUCCUGGUUCUGGGAAGGGGAUGAAACUACUUUUGAAUCAAAUCCCACCCCAGUGUUCAAGGCCAUUUGCGAGCCUAAGUCUCCAGCUGAGCAGGAACCUGAUCCUUCCCGCAGACCCCAGAGCUGGGACGAGGUCACUGUUCAGUUUAAGCCUGGUCCAUGGGGAAAGGCUGGCUUCCCAUCCAUAAGCCCCUUCAGAUUUCCAAAAGAAGCAGCUUCUCUGUUUGCUGAAAUGUUUGGGGGAAAACCUAAGACAGAAGGAGAGCAGGAAUCUCCAGAUCAGCCUGUACCUGAGUUCCCAUUUCAGUAUGAUCCCUCUUACCGAUCAGUCCAGGAGAUUCGAGAGCACCUUAAGGCCAAGGAAAGUGUGCAGCCUGAGAGCUGGUCUUGUAGCUGCAUACAGUGUGAUCUUAGAAUUGGUUCUGAGGAGUUUGAGGAACUUCUUUUAUUAAUGGACAGAAACCGAGACCCUUUUGUCCAUGAAAUCUCUAAGAUUGCAAUGGGCAUGAGAAGCGCUUCUCAGUUUACUCGUGAUUUCAUUAGAAACUCGGGUGUUAUCUCACUGAUUGAAGCCUUACUUAACUAUCCAUCUACCCGUGUCAGGACAAGGUUUUUGGAAAAUAUGGUUAGCAUGGCUCCACCAUAUCCAGAUCUAAACAUGAUUCAGACAUACGUGUGUCAUGUUUGUGAGGAUACCUUUGAUUAUGAGUUGAAUUCCUCUGACCAGUUGUCUGGACUGACAAUGAUUACACACCUCACUUCUACUUCUGACUAUCACAAAGUGGUUGCCAAUUAUUUGGCUGGGUUUUUCUACUUACUGAAUUCAGGCGAUACCAAAACAAGGCUUCAUGUUCUGAAACUGCUCCUGAAUUUGUCUGAAAGCAUUGUCAUGACAAAACGCUUACUGUCUACUGAGUCAAUGUCAGAAUUUAUGGCCCUCUUUAGUAGGGAGGACUCAAGUGAAAACAUUCAGCUGGUUCUUGCGAUAUUUGACAAUAUGAGCAAAAAUAUACAAAAUGAAGCACUAUUCGAUGAUGAUGAUGAUGAUGAUGAUGAGGUGAAUCUUGACCCACUUAUUUCCGCAUUCCAAGAGAUUGAAAUGUUUGCUAAGACUCUGAAGCGCAAACCUGACAAUUAAAAAUCACCCUGAAGCAGAGCAAGAGAAAUUAAUAUGCUUAACCAUUUGCUUAUGAUCGUCCUUGUGUUUCUGAGUCAAAUGCUCCCAAAAUAAUGCUUUUGCUUCGCAGCUGAUUCUGUGUUUCAGUGUACCUCUUUAAUCCUGGUGAUAAAUUUACCCAACUCUGUGUAACUGUAUCACUUUUCUGAUGCCAAAUGAAUAUACAACCGAAAACACAUUUGUUGAUGAUACUUGUUUCUUGAUUGUGAUGUUCAAUAUGUGAGUUUAAAGUGGACUGAGCCAUUGUAAAUAAGAUGCCCUUCUAAUGGUUGUUCUCGUGUAUAUCUAUUUGAGUCUUGUGCUUCAAUAAAGUUCUAUGUUAAAGUUA
Messenger RNA from Myodes glareolus (Bank vole), 4922 nucleotides. The record is from RefSeq and is a predicted model, not a curated record. Lineage: Eukaryota; Metazoa; Chordata; Mammalia; Rodentia; Cricetidae.